AUGACGCACUACAGCCAGCUGUCGGCCAAGGCCGCUGCCUUGCGCGUCAUCCACCUGCCACUGGCUGUGUACGGGUCCGUGGGGCAGCUGCAGGUUAGCACGGGCACCAAGAAACUAGUUGCCGCAGCUGCGUUUGGCGCCGUUUCGCUGCUCUUCCUGGCUCGCCACUUCCAGAGGAGGCGGGGCCGAAAGAAGGCUGUGUCGCCACCACCGCUAUGGGAGCAGGCCGGCAUCCAGUUCUUGUCCUCGGUUGUGCCGGAGGAUGAUAGGAGCAGUCAUCGGAAAAUGACUCUCUCCAUCAACUCCAAGUCGUAUUUCUCAGUUCCACCCAUCCCGCCGAGAGAGCGGACCGAGAGUCUGGCGUCUAGCUCGGAUACGUCCAGCAGCGCCACAUGUGCUAUCGAGUCCAGCUGCUGGGACCGACUUGGCGACGCGGACAUUUGUAGCGUGGUCACCACUCCAGAAAACCUAUAUCUUAUGGGUAUGGAUUUAUUUGAGGAGGCACUGAGGCGGUGGGAGGAGGCCUUGACGUUCAGGAGCAAGCAGGCGGACGACGAGUUGAUCAAGACAGGAGCCGCCGUCGCUGAGGAGAACAUGGAAGAUGUUGUUAGUGCAGAGUUUGUCCAACGGUUGAAGUCACUGCUACAGAGGGCUUAUCACCUGCAAGGCGAAUUCGAGGGUGUGUUGGGGUGUGUGUCGGAACCUUUGUCCAAUCCCAGCUGCCAUGACAUUUUGUCUCAAGAGGAGCAAGAGGAUGCGUGUCUAAGGGAUAGUGUUAGCAUUGCCUCCACUGACUCCUUUGUGUCUGCUGCUGAGUUGUCAGAGCACAGGGAGCUAAGGACCAUCUACACACUAACUCAUCCCUUCUAUGAGGAGGCCUUGCAGAUGGCAGCAGAGGGCAAAAUCUCCUGUAGAGUGCUGCGGACAGAGAUGUUGGAGUGCCUAGGUGAUGAAGAUUUCCUAGCAAAGUUGCACUGCAUCCGGCAGGCAAGCCAGCUCAUCUUGCGAGAAAGAACCACCAGGUCAUUUCUGGCUGACACCGGAAAGAAGAUUCUAUCCUCUAUUAUUGUUAAAGCACAGAAGAGCCCUAAGCGAUUCGAAGAAGUGUUUGAGGAAAUGAUGUGUUUCCUGGAGCAAGCGGAACACUGGGAGAACACGGCGCUGGAGCUGGCCACACGUGGCGUUAAGCAUCUAAACUUUUACGACAUUGUGCUGGACUUCAUCUUGAUGGACUCUUUCGAGGAUUUGGAGAACCCGCCCGUCUCCAUCCAGAAUGUCGUCAACAACCGCUGGCUCAACAGUUCCUUCAAGGAGACGGCCGUGGCGUCAAGCUGCUGGUCGGUGCUGAAGCAGAAGAGGCAGCACAUGAAGGUUCCAGACGGUUUUAUCGCUCGCUUCUACACACUGUGCGAGCAGAUCAGUCCUGUUCUGGCGUGGGGAUUCUUGGGGCCUAAGAGUCCCCUGCACGACUUCUGCUGCUUCUUCAAGGAUCAGGUGGUACACUUCCUCAAGGACAUUUUUGACCUGGAUAAAGUUUGCUACUCUUCUGUGGACAGCCUGGCGGAGGACAUGUUACACCUUCUGCACCGCCGCUCCGAAUUACUGCUUGCCUACCUGGGCGCAGACUCCCUGCGACCCACCGUCUGCCACACCCCCACACUCGCCCUUCUACCGGAUACCUGUACGGAGGGCCGUGUGCAGUGA
Molecule: messenger RNA, 1704 nt
Organism: Nerophis lumbriciformis (worm pipefish)
Lineage: Eukaryota; Metazoa; Chordata; Actinopteri; Syngnathiformes; Syngnathidae
Source: RefSeq, a predicted model, not a curated record